Messenger RNA from Marmota flaviventris (yellow-bellied marmot), 3321 nucleotides. RefSeq names its product centrosomal protein 43 (gene Cep43). Gene Ontology annotation, cellular component: centrosome. Lineage: Eukaryota; Metazoa; Chordata; Mammalia; Rodentia; Sciuridae. Gene Ontology annotation, biological process: microtubule anchoring. The record is from RefSeq and is a predicted model, not a curated record. Gene Ontology annotation, molecular function: protein binding.
GCCGUGCGGCUUCUGCGGCGGCCGUUGGCCGUUAGCGCGGCUUGGGCGGUUGUCUUGGAGAAGCAAGAUGGCGGCGACGACGGCCGCGGUGGUGGCCGAGGAGGACACGGAGCUGCGGGACCUGCUGGUGCAGACGCUGGAGAACAGCGGCGUCCUGAACCGCAUCAAGGCUGAACUUCGCGCAGCUGUGUUUUUAGCACUAGAAGAGCAAGAAAAAGUAGAGAACAAAACUCCUUUAGUCAAUGAAAGCCUGAAAAAGUUUUUAAAUACAAAAGAUGGUCGUUUAGUGGCUAGUCUUGUUGCAGAAUUUCUCCAGUUUUUUAACCUUGACUUUACCUUGGCUGUUUUUCAACCUGAAACAAGCACAUUUCAAAGUCUAGAAGGUCGAGAGAAUUUAGCCCGUGAUUUAGGUAUCAUUGAAGCGGAAGGCACUGUGGGAGGACCCUUAUUACUAGAAGUGAUCAGACGCUGCCAACAGAAGGAGAAAGGGCCCUCCGGUGGGGAAGGUGCACUGGAUCUGUCUGAUAUACAUUCUCCACCAAAGUCACCAGAAGGAAGAACCAGUGCACAUGGAACCCCCAGUAAGAUACCAAGGUAUAAAGGACAAGGUAAGAAGAAGACAAGCGGGCAGAAGUCUGGUGACAAGAAGGCCAGCAAUGAGGCCAACCAGAAUGACACAAGCAUCUCCUUGUCAGAGGCAAAGAGCAAAAGCAGUCUGCACUCAGUGGCCCAUGACAGCAAAAUUGGAUCUUUCUUAAGCAAUGCCACUUCAGAGGUCAAAGACACAGCUGGUCUUUGUCCAGAUGAAGAUGAUUUGGAAGGAGACUCUUUCUUUGAUGAUCCCAUUCCUAAACCAGAUAAAACUUAUGGUUGGAGAAGUGAACCUAGGAAGCCAGCGGGAAGCCUGGCUUCACUCUCAGAUGCGCCCCCCUUAAGGAGCGGACUCAGUUCCCUGGCAGGAGCCCCCUCGUUGAAAGACUCUGAGAGUAAAAAGGGAAGCACAGUUUUGAAAGAUCUAAAAUUGGUCAACGAUAAAAUUGGAUCACUUGGAUUAGGGACUGGAGAAGAUGACGACUAUCUUGAUGAUUUUAAUAGUGCCAGCCGUCGCUCAGAAAAAAGCGAACUAAGUAUUGGUGAAGAAAUUGAAGAAGACCUGUCUGUGGGAGGAGACGACAUCAAUACCAGUGAUAAACUUGAUGACCUCACACAAGACCUGACUGUCUCCCAGCUCAGUGAUGUCGCGGAUUAUCUGGAAGAUGUUGCAUAGACAUGAAGAGGAGGUCUUCUAAUUAACAAAGGACAAAGGACUGAUCAGCUCCAUAUUUUUUUUUUUCCAGACAAUCACUCUUUGCUGGAAUGUCUAUUCCCUGUUGGUGCCUUGCAUUUCAAAAAGACUGCAGAUAUUUUUAAAAAUUAGCUUUUCAUUUUACUGAACAAAAUACUUCCUGUAUGAGCCCAUGUGUGGAAGAUGUAAUAUUCCUAAUCUGGCCUAGCUGUAUGUUUCUCUGUGGAAGUUGACUGACUGCUUUCAGGCUCAUCACAGGGAGGGACCCAUGGAAACGUCAGUGUCACGAGCAUAAGGAGCGGUGUCAAUAAAGCCGUAGGUUUGCACAACUCUGCUGCAGUGGUCUUUGGAGCCUUAGCUUCAGCCAUCUGAAAACAAAGCUUCCUUACCACUUAGUAUGUUUUGAUAUUAGGUGGUUCUGCACAUAGAUCCAGUAAAUUUGUGAUACUGAAGUAUAUUGAUGUAAGUAGAUUUGAUGUAUCAACUUUAUUUUGUAUUUCCUUCCUUUUGGAAGGUUUGUUAGACCAUUAAGGUUAUAUUAAAGUACUCUUGUGUGUGCUAUUUAGUUUUGUUUAUUUAAAAGAAAUCUAGAGUGGUUUUGACCUUUAAUUCUUUGACUUGUCAGUAACAGUUGACAUUUACGGUCACCAUGUCUCCUCUUGUCCACGUAGGUAGCUUUAGGCAAGGUCCUCUUUGUUGCAGCUGCAGCUUCUUACUGUACAGAUGCCUUGAAACAUAGUAAAUACCAAAGUGCAUCUGAAACCACUAAGCAGUGCUUUCAUUUCAGAUCUGUAAGUCAAUGUUUAAAUCCAAAUUGGAAUGAAACAGUAGUAAUGGCCUAAGACCAUAUAUAUUCAGUUUGACAAGCUUUAUAUAUUGUAUAUAAUUUCACUGUAAACCCUUUAAAAACAGAGCCAGUAGUAGAAUUUCCAGCAGUCUCAUUUAUACCAACAUGCAUUGUGCUGCUGUGAUGUAGGUCACUGACAUUUGUAAUGUUACUAAGAUUUUAAAAUGUGCAAGUAAGAAAAACAGAAGUGGUGCAGUGUGUUCAUGUGAAUACAAGCUGUGAAGGUGUUAAUUUUUGUACUUUUUAUUUCACAUACGACUUAUUAAAAAGUUACCUUUAUUAAUAAAAAGAGCAAAUAAGGCAUAGUUGGUGGGUCACGGUAAGUGACAGACUGAGUUGCAUAAUGCCAGUUUUCCAUUUUGUAUUAACUGAAGAAUUGCAAAAAUAUUUAUCAGGCCCUAAAAUGUAGAGGAAAUGAAAAUUUAAAGAGGAUCAAGGCUAUCUAACCUUAGAAUCUGGCUAAGUAAAACUGAGCUGUAAACAUCAAGAGGAAGUAGGACAGAAAAUGGGCCAGGCGUCCUGGAACCCCCACGUUUCUGUCCUCAGUUUGUGGGCCCCUAUCUGUCCCAGUCAGCUUUUCAGGUUUGAAAAAUAGCACUGCAUGAAGAUGGAACUGGGCUUGAUACAGUCUGCGUUUGCGUUUCCUGGGGAACGUGUCAUCUGUGUGAGCACUUUCUAAAAACUCUGGUCCUCUGGAGUCUGAAUCAGUGUGUGAUUUUUUUUUUUUUUUUUGGUGGUGCUGGGAAUGGAACCCAGGGCCUCACACAUGCCAGGCGGAUGCUCUACUACUGAGCCACACCUACAGCCCAUGGUCCAUUUUUGGUGGAAGCUACAUUUCAGUGCAGUUAUGUGGGAGCAGAGCAGGAUGUGGCUAUUUAAAUUUAUGGAAAGCUUUGAAACAAUAGCAUCUGAAAUUUGUCAUUUUCUGUUUCUCAUAGACUCUGACCUUUCAGUGAUAUUUGGGAGGGUGGGAAGAAAAUGCAAGAUUUAUCACUUCUCAUCAGCACUAUAUAACAGAUUACUGAAUGAUUUUGAAAUUUAAAAUUGAACUAUGGAGAAGUUUUCACAUGUAUUCCUUGCUUAGAUAUUAUUACCCUGUUAAAACUUACAAUGUGAAGUUAUAGGUUUUGUGUUUGAUUAGUGUUUUCUUUUUGUUUAAAAAAAUAUAUUAAAAUAUUAACUCAUGAGA